Messenger RNA from Chara braunii, 1340 nucleotides. The record is from the annotation of a GenBank genome assembly. Lineage: Eukaryota; Viridiplantae; Streptophyta; Charophyceae; Charales; Characeae.
ACGCGGCAAACCGUGCGAAGAUUGCCGAGAUGGACAGUCACGGCUUCCCAAACGGUUUUCACGAAGAAGAGAUCGACGCCGUGGCGAUGGCGGUGACUGCUGUUGUCGUGAACACGAUGGGCGACAUGGAGUCCUCCUCGCGCAACAUGCUGAUGCGGCUCCGCCAACGAAGAGCGCUGUUGCAGAGUGUUGCCGAGGCGCCGGAUUGCACGGUGCUGUGUGAGGCAGUCGUCCAGUUGUGUGCCACGCUGUCGUUUGGCAUUUUCCCGCGGCAGACUCUGCGGUGGUGGAUUGGACGACGGACUGGUGGAACAUGGGAGGACCUCCGACUUUGCGACGACGCGACGGACGAGUACUACCGGCAGAAGCUGCGCAUGUCGACGGCCAUGUUCACCCAGAUCGUAGCCGCGUGCGCCGCGUACAUAGAGAAGAAGGUGACGCACUAUCGAAUGCCAUUGCCAGUGGAGCAGCUGAUUGCUUUCGCGUUAUACAGGUGGGCGUCCGGAGAGACGUACGAGAGCGGCACGUCAGCCUUCGACAUCGGCAGGGCAACUGGACUGCAGGACGUCCGCGACGUCACUUCGGCGCUGCUGCAGGCGUACCUCGACGCGAUAAAGUGGCCAAUGGGCUGGAGACGUGCGCAGAUUCUGCGCGCUUUUCGUGAUAAGGGUUUCCCAAACUGCUUCAGCGCUAUCGACUGUACACACAUUUAUAUUGACAAGCCCGCCGGCGCACCUUCCGAGAACUACUACGACCGCAAACAGAAGUUCUCCGUGCAGGCGCAUGUGGUUGUGGAUAUGGAUCUGCGGAUCCUCGACAUCCACGUAGGAUACCCGGGAAAAAGUGGCGAGCUGUUCGACGCAACUCCGGAGAAUCUGCUGCACGGUGUCGUCACGCGAGGCUACCUGCUGGGCGACAACGGUUAUCCAGUUGCCUGUCCGUGGAUCGUGCAGCCGUACGGAGGAAUCGACCAAGGUGCUGACGAGGAGCGCUUCGACACGCAGCAAAAGGUGGCACGGGGUUGUGUGGAGAGGGCAUUCGGCCGAGUCAAGUAUAUGUGGCGUCUGUUCUUGCGCACCCAUAAGACGAACCUCGAGACCUUGCCACAACAAUUCGUGGCUGUCUACACUUUCCACAAUAUCCUCCUGGACGCGGGGAUCGACUUCGACGAGAACCUUUUGUGGGAGGUGGAUGUGAAUGGUGUUUGGCAGAGAGUGGACUUGGGCAUUGUGGGGAACGGCGCACGCGGGCGGGGACGGUGCACAAAUGUGGAAGGGGAAUUGUUGAGGGAUGCACUGCGAGACCACCUAGCUUUGAUGUAGGACAGUGCGGUUGGGAGG